AUGGGCACUGAGGUGCCAAAAACGCAAGAUUCAAGUGGUGAUUCGGAUUCAAACAGUGAUUCCGAAAAUAGCAGCUCGAGUGAGUCUUCAGGUAGUGAUUGGAAAUGCUCCAGUAAUAAGCAGAAUAAUAAUCGGAAAGCACAAUUUUCUGUCACAUCUUGUGAUACUGGGUUAAAGCUGAAAAUCGCCGCCAUUCAACCCAGAAAGUCUACUCCCAAAAAAUCUGUACAACCUUCAGUAAAGAAAAAACCUAAUGAAGCAAAAACAAAUGAUAAAACUGUCAAGAAAAAAUUGUCUGAAAGCAGUUCUAGUUCUGAAUCAUGUAGUAAAUGUUCAUCUGAUUCAUCAAGUGAAGAUGACCUGCCCUUAAAGGCAGUUAAGAAGAACCUACCAUCUAAAUCUUCUCCUCAAAAGACUUCAAAAAAUAGGAAUACAAUCAAAAGUGAUAGUGAUAAAGAACUUUGUGACAAGGACAGCUCUAAAAACAAGGAAAAGCCGUGUACUUCAAAGACCUCUGUUAAUGUGAAAAAGACUAAGAGUGAUGAAUCUACAGAUAGUAAUGUGAAGAAAGGGCCGGGAAGACGAGCAAAGUUUGCUUCUUCUGCGGCGGAUAAUGGCGUGUGUGGGAGCAGCACGUCAUCAUCAACGUCUUCAUCAUCUUCCUCGUCAUCUUCAUCAUCGUCGUCGUCGUCCGAUUCAGACACGGCAGAAGCCGCUGGCGGUUCCACACACACAUCUCCUGAUGACUCUAGUGCUGCACUCGCUGCCGCUUGUCAAUUGCAGGUCAUCGACGAUGCAGACCUCGCGGAACUAUUUCCAGAACAAACAUCGAGCGCGCCGGCGCAACAGCCCAAUUUCUCGACCUUCCCAGUUAACGCUACGCCAGAUGACGACAAAUCUAUUGCAGAUAAUGGCGACGGGUCAAGUAGUGAGAUGGAGUUAACACCCCAACUUGUAACAGCUGCGAUACAAAGAGCAACACAAGACUCCUCUGGAUCUGAAAAUGAAUGUUCUAACUCUACUACCGUUCAUCAAAGCACAUCCCAUUACUCGUCAAGAUUGCUGCAAGAAUUUGUAGCGCGAACUCAACAGUUGAGUAGCACAGUGCCCCUUAACACCAUUUACCCACCAUCUAAUCCAUCUAUAGCUUGUGGCAUCCCAUCGAAUUCAAUUGAUGGAGUGGGCACUAUAAGUGACUGUGUGCUCGGACAAAUAAAUAAUUUAUCUGAAAUCCCACCUAUUGCGUCAGGGUUUUUGAAUAACACUCAGCAUUUAAGUCCGCAGCAAACGGAAGAGUUAUCUCAAAUAAAUAAAGAUCUUGAAGAAAUAACUUCUGUAACUGAAUCUGUGGGGUUAACUAUACCUAACCCGCCCAGUUUAGAGGAUUGUGUCGAUAAUAACGACUUCAUGCAUUUAGACAUAACAUCGGGUGGUUCAGAGCUAGGAAGCGCUAGUGAUCUACUAAAGAGUUCACCUAUUACAGUAGCUGGUGCUGAUGCUAGCUCGGCGAACCAAAUAGAAUGUCAAAAGUUAGAUACAAUGAGUACGAAUUCAGUAGAAUCUCAAGAAGACGUUAAAAACGUGGUUGUUGAAUCUAGAAGAAAAAGGGGCCGACCUCGUAAAGUGAGAAAAGAUGAAUAUGACACCAAAGGUGCUGAAUCUCAAAAACAAGCUAAGUCUCGAGCUAAUGUAAUUAACGACUUUCAUAACAACAAUGACCCGCCUAACGUUUCGCCGGACUCGGGUAUUUUAUCUAAUCAUAAUUCACCAACACAUUCUCCUUUAGGGCGGCAUGAAGUAGAAGAUAGUCAUAGCAGACACAGUAGAAAGUCCAUUCAUAAAGAAAAUACCAUCGGUGAAAGAAAAAGCGCACGCUCUAAAUCUAAAACUAGAAGUAGAGCACAUAAUAAAUCUGAUUCAAGUGACUGUGAUUUUCAAAAGAAACGAAUAGAAAAUGAAAUUAAACAAAUAAAAACAGAAGCACCCUCUCCGAUUCCACUGAAACAAGAACAAAAUAAAUUUGACAAGACCAAGAAAAAUGAUCAUAAAUUGGACAUUGCUGCAUUAGAUAGAAUGCUUUACGCUACAGAUAGAGUAUUAUACCCACCCAGGAAAAAAGUAGGCAGAAAACCUCAAAAUAAAACUAAAACCACAAAGACCACUUCUAAAACAUUGAGGGAUAAGAAUCAAUAUGAUUCAGCAGAUAGUGAUGAUGAUUCGCUACCAUCGAAUAGAUCCGUUUUAUCUGGAGUUUACGCAAAAAGAAAGGAGGUGAACAGUAAACUUGCUACCUUACCAAAAAACAACAAGAAUACUAAAUCAAUGAAUAAUUCUUGGAGAGAUCAUCAAAGCGAAAACGAGGCGGCUGCAGAAGACCCGCUAGAUCCGACUUGGAAGCAAAUCGACCUAAAUCCGAAAUACAAAGAUAUUCUCUCAGGCUACAAAAGUGAUCACGAAUUCAAGCCGUACAAAAGUUGCAGUAGAUUAAUAGAAUCAGGCUAUAAGAGCGAUUAUGGUUGUAGGUCGGGCUACAAAAGUGACUGCUAUCGAUCUGGAUAUAAAAGUGACCAUAAAUCUGGCUAUAAAAGUGACAAAUCUGGAUACAAGACCGAUUACAGUGUUAGAAGUAUGCGUAGACGAAUGAGAAAACUAAAGAAAACGCGAUCAGUUAGAAAUAGAUCGUACUAUAAGAAUCAAAAACAUUUCGUCUCUGAUCAAGAAAUUUUACUCCUUUCAAAUAAAACCUUCAGCAGUCUAACCUUGGGCCACAGCUCCAGCGACUCGGAAUGCGAGACUUAUUUACGUAAACCUAAUGCUAGUCCGAAAUAUGUUAGUGUUUGCACAAAAUAUCCCUUACCAUCGAAAUACAAUUAUGGAUUUACGAAAAAUAAUCAGAAGCACAUUUUGCGGCUAAAUUCGUCAGAUCCUUUUGCCCCCGGUCCAGUGUUUAGUGGCUUGCAGAGGCCAGUGACAACUUAUAAUAUUUUUAAAGUGAGUCACAACAAUAACAACACGCUGUUAAAAUCUCCUUCAAAAACUAGUUACAUUGGUAAUCCCCUACCGUCACUUAAACCGCUAUUUACUCACAAAUUUGGCGUGUCGCCAAUAUGCACAGCUACUAAAUUGUCUGGCUCAAAAAAAGAUGAUAUUUUAAAACAUUUCUCAAGGACAUUUUCGCCAAAGAAUCGCAAACAAGUUAAAAAGGAUUCUCCUCCAGCAAAGAAAGAAAAUACAACAAAACCACUACCCAGUUGUUUUGAAAAGGCAAAAAAUACUUAUAUUCCCAAUAAGUCUUUAUCGAGAAAUGUCUUUUUGAAUUUCAAGAAACCCCAUAUUAAGCCGUCAUAUCAUAUUAAAAAGCAUAGAAGAACAGUUGUACUGGCACCGCCUAAAAUAAACUUAAAACCUACAGAGAGGCCCUCUCGAAUUACCAUCAAAACUGAAAGCAAACAUAGGCAUAGAAGUAGAAGGAGACAUCGUUCAAGAUCAGUUUCUAGGUGUAGGGAGACCUUUGCAAAUCGAAAUUCUGUAGAUUCAGUCGACCAAAAGUUUACACAAGACAUGGACAGUCUCAUAUCGAACUUUAUUAAAUUAUGUCAAAUUGCACCGAAAUUUAUUACAAAUACAUCUCCUAUUCCACAAAAACCUAUAGAAAAAGAAAAAACGCCAGUAGAUCCAGUACCUCCAAAAGUGAUCAAAAGAGCAUCUAAGAAGAGAAAAACUUCAGAUAAUCAAGAAAUAGCUACACCCACUUCGAAGCGGAGACACAAAAAGCAAUUGACUGAAUCUCAAAACAAAGGCGGUAAAGACACAAAUGAACAUAAAUUACCGUUAAAAAAGAGACAUUACCACAUAAAUUCUUCUACAAGCAACUCUUUAAGCUUGAGCUUAGUCUCGGCGGAAUUUGAUGAGAAUUCUAAAACCGAUGCUAACCCUGAUAAGUUUUUGUGCACUGAAACUGAUUGUAUGGGUGAUGUGCACAAAGAUAUCGCAGAGGAAUCUUCUAAGCACAAAUCCCUUAAUGAAAAAGGAAAGAAAGGUAAUGACAGUUCGAAACAUGCAGCUUCCAAUAUACAAGAAAACAAAGGUGAAACGUCUCCAAAGGCAUUGAAAAACACCGUGAAUACUUUAGAAACGACACCAACUAAACAUGACGAAUUUAAUAAAUCUGCAGAUAAUCAAUCAUCAUUUACAAAUAACAUUGAUGAUGAUCUGUCUAUUGAAAAACCCACUGCAGAACAAUCGGAACUAUCUAAGAAAAUCUAUGAAACCUCCGAAAAACUUAAAGCUGUGCAUAAAAUGGUUAAUGAUUUAGAAAAAAGUUUACCAAAAUCAAAAGAGGGUGAUGGAAAAUCAGAAUCAUCUAAGAUUGAGCCGGGCAGAACUUCUUCACCUAGAUCCGAAAGAAAAGUGUCGCCUAUUAGGAAUUCAGCUCCUAUUGCGACACCAAAGAAGCGUCACAGAUUAGAAGCAGACAAAGUUAUAUCCCAUUCAAGCUUAGAUCAAGUUGUGCAGUCGCUUUCCAAAAAAUUAUCUGAAGAUAAAACAGGAAAUAACAGUGUUUCCAAGGAUAUUAAUCAAAAUACAUCAAAGGAAGAAAGUAAAGAGUGCGAUAAGUCCCUAACAACGUCAACAGAACAGACAAAUCUUUCUAACAGCACAUCUGUUGACCCUCUUAAAAGUAUGUCAGCGCGUUCUUUAUAUAAAAGUUCUAUUCCACCAGCUCAGAAAUCUGAAAUAAUGACCCGAAAGAAGAAUAGACUCGAGGGUCUCACAAGUAAUUUAGUAUCUAAAAUAAACCCUAGUGCAGCUACGAAAGUCUUAGAUACACUUUUAAACAACAAUAUUCGAAAAUCGAUUGAAUCUCGAAUUUUAGAAAAGGAAAAGAAUAUUAGUGAUAGUGGAAGUAAAACAUCGGAUGAAAGACAUAAGGGUAAGGAAUCUCUACAAGUAAACACAAGAGCAAGCGUCAUCAAGUCACCGGUAUCUAAGGGAAAAGUUAUAGAAACUAAAAAGCCAAAAGCAACUGAAACAAUAAUAGAGCAAUGUGUUGUAGUAAAUGUCGACAAACCAACAGGCAUUUUUGAGCCUUCUGUGGAUUUGGAAGAUCAAAUUCCUAAGUCAUCUAUUUGCGUAAAUAAUAUUUUAGCCGAGAGCAAAGGAAAAAAUAAAACGAAAGGUAGUGACAGUAAAAAUUCAAAUGAACUAUUAGUGCCCAUAGACACAGAGUCUGAAAUACCUCUUGCAUUAAUAUCUGAAACACCUGAUCCCAUAAUCAGACCUAAACGAGGUGAAUCAAUAGCUUCCGUUCUAUCAGAUAAAAUUCUAGAAACAGCCGGUGGCCAUAACUUACGACAAACUAAAAGAAAUUUAGUCAAUGAUAGUGAUGAUUCUAAUGAGAAGAAAAAGAAGAAAACAUCGAAUAAUAUAAUAAGAGAGAGCAAAUUAGUACUUCCCACUAAAGUGCUUAUACCUAAAAUAUCAUCAGAAAAACUAUCAACAUUAGAGACUAUUAAAAAACAGGGUCCAUGUGUGAAGAAUUCAGAAGCUAACGAUUCAAGUGACAAUAAGGUUGUUGAUGCGUCUAAGAAAAGAACUAGACGAAGGAAAGCUAUAAAUAGAACAGGUUUCCCCAGUAUUAAAAAGAAGAAGAAGAAAGUAGAACCUUCCAAUACUUUGAACAAUACAGCUUCCGAUAAUUUCACAUCAGAGGAUACCGAUCAUUCUGCAUUUGAAAGAGUACCUAAAGAUGGCGAAGCUAUGAGUAGUUUCUUGGAGCGAACAACCAAUAAAAAACCAGACCUCAAAGUUGUUGUAAACAAAGAUGAGUUACCAAAACAAGGCCGUUUGACUGUCGUAGCUCUUGAAAAAUUACAAGGAAAAGACGUUUCAACAGAUAGUAGUAAGACUUCUCCUGCAGAAAAAACUGUAACUGAAAAGAAAAUUGGAGGUUCUUCCAUUUUACGAGCGCCAGCUCUACAACUCAAGCAGUCUAAAACAGAUAAAGAAUUGAAAAACCAUGUCAAUAAAUGGGAAGUUCUUAGUGAGUCCGAUAGCAUUCCUUCCUUGACUAGCUCUCUGGGAAAUGACCCUGAAGACAGUAUUCCUCUUAGUUUAUUGAAUCUUAAAGCAGACAAAAAUACCAGCCGCUUAGAUAACUUAGAAAGACUAAAGAGGAAAACGAGGGCCAUGUCACCAUCACACGAGAUUGAGGAAAUAUUCUCAAAGCGAAAGGUAGUCGAAAAGACCACAAAGGUUGGAUUGAGACCUAAAUCAAGUCUAGCUAUUUUGUACCCCAGUGAAAGGAGACUUACACGGAGUUCGGAUAACACAACCGAGGACAAAAUUACACGAAGAGCAGAGAAGAAAGUGUCCUCAGAGACUGUUGAAAAAUCAACCAAACCAGUAACCAUAGUUACCAGAAGAAAAUCGCGAUCUUGUACCGUCAACAAAAAAGUUCAAGAAAUACAUUCCAGUUCUCGAGAAAGUUCCAUUGAUACAGUGAUAAGUCGGCGUAUAACAUCGAAAUCCCGUGAACCAUCAAUAGAUACUCUUCAUGACCACGAUGAAAACGAUCCCUUACCUCUAAAUGAGAAAGAAAUAGACUUCGAGAAGAGUAUAGAUGUGCUUUCGAAGAAUAUUAUUUGUAAGAAACGAGUUGCUUCAUCGCGUGAUGAGAGUCCCGUUAACGGCGUUGAAGGGCGAGAGAGACCGGCAGUUUCUAAGAAGAAUCCUCGAUUGCGAAAGAAGUUUUUAGCUGCUGGGCUGUUCUCUGAUUAUUAUAAAGAAGAUCCAAAGCCAGAAGGGAAAGGAAAGAACUUGGUAACUCAAACAGAAUUUCCACCGGGACUGUUGGCACCGCCGCCUUACUGUGAGAGGUGGGUGCGUCGGACGCCGCAGUACUUCACGCUCCCCUACGAUAUAUGGUGGGAGCAACAUUAUAAUCAACCAGUACCAUCUUGGAACUACAAAAAGAUACGUACAAAUGUAUAUUACGAUGUGAAGCCAUCAGCAGAGGAGUGCGAGAGCGUGGCGUGUAACUGCGCCUCAUCCUCCGGCUGUAACGAGGAUUGUAUCAACCGACUCGUCUUCUCAGAAUGCUCACCUCAACUGUGUCCUUGCGGUGACAAAUGUAAGAACCAACGCAUCCAACGCCACGAAUGGGCGUCCGGCCUCGAGAAGUUCAUGACCGAGAACAAGGGCUGGGGCGUGAGGACCAAGCACCAGAUCAAGUCGGGCGACUUCAUACUCGAGUACGUGGGGGAAGUCGUCUCUGAUAAGGAGUUCAAGGAGCGCAUGGCGACGCGGUACGCGCGCGACACGCACCACUACUGCCUGCACCUGGACGGCGGGCUCGUCAUCGACGGCCACCGCAUGGGCGGCGACGGCCGCUUCGUCAACCACUCGUGCCGACCCAACUGCGAGAUGCAGAAGUGGACUGCUAAUGGUACAUUCAGGAUGGCAUUGUUUGCGCUGCGCGAUAUUGACCCGGACGAAGAGCUCACAUACGACUACAACUUCUCUCUAUUCAAUCCAGCCGUUGGUCAGCCAUGCAAAUGUGACUCGGAGGAUUGUCGUGGAGUGAUCGGUGGGAAAUCGCAGAGGAUAACCAAGCAGCCAUUAAAGACCCAAUCCCGGACGCCCUCUAACGCUUCCAACCAGUCCAACAGCUCCAACGGCAACCAGCCUCGUGUUGGGCGUCCGAGGAAAGCAGUCAAAUGUAACAAAAAGUCAGAACAACAAAAUGUCACCGCCUGCGAUAUAAAGAAUAUGACGAUAUUGAAGUACCAACAGCACCUAAACAAACUAUGGCAGGAACCCCAGAUGAAACCACUCACGGCCAAGGAGAGAGCCCUAGUCAAAGAACGGCAUUGCUUCUUGUUUAGGAAUUUGGAGAAUGUGCGUCGCAUUCGAGAGCGUCUUUCCCUGCCGCCAUCGCCAUCUUCGUCGGAAGCUGCACCCCCACCACCUGCGAACCCUCCUCCCACUCCCAACCCCCCACCAACUCCUAACACUCCCGUCAUAACUAACGUGAACCCGCUAACCUUACCUGACACUAUGAACCCGUCAGUCUUCCUCAAUAGAUUGCAAACAUUACGUGCGUCAAAGGAAGAAAGUGUGAAAGAACUGACGCAGUUAGAAGAUGAUCCCACGCUUGAUAUGAAAACUCGGUUGGGCAAAAUUUUGAAAGCUCUCUACAAUUCCGUCGUGGCGGCUAAAGAUGAUGAAGAAAAACAAGUCUGCUCUCUUUUAAUGAAGCUCAAACCUCAACCCAAGUCAGAUGUGCCGCCGUUAGAUCUAUCCACAAUACAAAACAACAUAGAGAAUGAUCAAUAUGAAAACGUGGCUCAGUUUGAUAGCGAUAUGAACACGCUAUUUUCGAGCGUGAUACGGGAACACGGCAAACUUACUGCCUUGGGAGCGGCUGCUAUGCAGCUUAAAAAGGUUUACAAUACAAUGAAGUCUGACUUCGCUGAACAUUUGACUAAAAUACUUGGAUCUCAAGACGCACUACCAACUGGUUUCGUACAAAAAUCUAAACCUGAGGAGGUGAUCCUGUGCAUCUGCGGGCUGCACGUGGAGGAGGGGCUGAUGGUGCAGUGCGGGCGCUGCGGCGUGUGGCAGCACGCGCGCUGCGUGCGCCUCGCCGACGCCAAGCGGCAGCACCACUGCCACUUCUGCAGCCCCAAACCGGUGGAUCGUGAAAUCCCACUAGACGAAUAUACUGAAGAAGGCCACCAGUUCUACCUGUCGCUGAUGCGCGGCGACCUGCAGGUGCGGCAAGGCGACACCGUGUACGUGCUGCGGGAUAUACCAAUAGACGACAAACACCCGGAUGUCAGCCAGAACGGGGAUAAGAACGACUCGCCCAAGACCAAACGGCAGGAUAGGAAGAAGUUGAAGAUUGCCAAGGGGAAGGAUAAGAGUGAGGAUACUACUAGUAAGGAGGGUGAAGUGCGCAAGCACACAUAUCAAACUAUUGGCGAGGUGCCGGUGUCCGAGCUGGACAUCUUCCGCGUGGAGCGCCUGUGGAAGCACAAGGACACGCAGGAGCGCUACGUGUACGGGCACCACUACCUGCGCCCGCACGAGACCUUCCACGAACCCACUAGGAAGUUCUUCCACAAUGAAGUGAUGCGAGUUCCACUGUACGAGGCGGUUCCGAUAGAGCUCGUCAUGUCGCAGUGCUGGGUCAUGGAUUUGAAUACGUUUUGCAAGGGUCGUCCGGUGGGCGCGUCCGAGGAACACGUGUACAUCUGCGAGCUGCGUGUGGACCGUUCGGCGCGGCUGUUCACGCGCGUGUCGCGGCCCAAGUACCCGCUCUGCACUAAGCCCUACGCGUUCGACCACUUCCCUACAAGAUUGAAACUCACACGGACUUACGCUCCUCAUGAAGUGUCACCAGAAUAUUUGAAGGGCAGAGCGGCUAAAACAGCUGCGCCAACAGACAAAGCUAAAACUAAUCAAGACGCUAAGAAGAAAGCUACGUCUAAUAAUACGAACGCCACCAUAUCAAAUGCUGUUCCUAAGACGCUGUCACCGGCGGCGCGUCGCGAGCAACAGAAGGAGCGUGUGAACAACAUCGCCCGGCGACUACUCUCGCGCGGCGGGCAGCGCGGCGCGCUGGACGCCUCCUACCUGCUGGCGCCGCGGGCGCCCGCGCGCGCCCCGCGCCCCGCGCCGCCCCCGCGCGCGCCCUUCCUGACCUCCGCGCGCCUGCUCCACAUGCCCCUCCUGAGUCAUGCUCCCCUGCUACAUGUGAACGUGCUGUUACGAGGUGUAAUU
Molecule: messenger RNA, 9786 nt
Organism: Brenthis ino (lesser marbled fritillary)
Lineage: Eukaryota; Metazoa; Arthropoda; Insecta; Lepidoptera; Nymphalidae
Source: the annotation of a GenBank genome assembly